AUUUCGACCUGUUUUACCUACACGAGUUCCCAGACGUUUAUUUCAUCCUGAAAUGUACUAAAAUAAUAUGCGGCUAAAGCUAAAGCUAAAAGUAAUACAGUGGACGAGACUGUCGCGGUGGUAGAUCGUCUUGUGGCCUUUGUGCUUGCAUCACUAAGAAGACGUUUAUUAAAAAUAAUUGUGCCAGUGAAAUUGUGAUAAGUCUGGGCGGAACAUUUUCAAAAUUCAAAGAAAUGGCAGAAAGUCGAGGAUCUUUAUUGGCCAAGUCGGUACAGAAACAUGCAGGAAGAGCAAAAGAAAAGAUCUUGCAAAACUUAGGAAAGGUCGAUAGGACAGCGGACGAAAUAUUCGACGAACACCUACAAAACUUCACUAGACAACAGAACGCUGCGAAUAGAAUACAAAAAGAGUUUAAUAAUUACAUAAGGUGUAUAAGAGCCGCACAGGCAGCUUCAAAAUCUCUGUUGGAAGCGAUCGGCGAAACAUACGAGAGUCAAUGGACUGGACAUGAUUUGCUGUACGUUCAAACGCAAUCGGUAGAUAUGCUAUGGCAAGAUUUUAGCCACAAGUUAGCCGACCAAGUACUUUUGCCGUUGAAUACUUAUCAGAGUCAGUUCCCGGAGAUGAGGAAAAAAAUCGACAAAAGGGGUAGGAAAUUGGUAGAUUAUGACAGUCAAAGGCACAGUUUCCAAGCUCUUCAAACGAACAUGAAAAAGAGGGAUGAUGCCAAGAUCGCCAAGGGUCGGGAACAGUUAGAAGAGGCCAAACGAACAUACGAAAUGUUAAAUUCGGAAUUACACGACGAGCUUCCAGCUUUAUAUGAUUCCAGAAUACUGUUCCUUGUGACGAAUUUACAAUCUCUUUUUAAUGCCGAACACGUUUUCCACUCAGAAGCAGCUAAGUCGUUUCAGAUUUUUGGUGAACUGGAAGCGGUCGUCGAUAAACUUGCGACUGAUAGUCAAAGGGGAUCGUAUAGUGUAAAAAAGACAAAUGGUUCCAGUUUGCCACGUCCAUCGAGCAAGAAUUCGUCACCUUUAAUCAUCAAUAAUAUUUCUCCAAUAACUUCACCGCACCCCGAAGACCCUACACAAUCCCCAACUAAAAAAGACUCUCCUAAAAGUGAAACUGCGCAACUGUAUCCGGCCGUUCCAACCACUCCCACAAAAACAGAACCAAAUCCUCCAUCUACUCCAGUAGAACCAACAACCCCUGUUACUCCUUCCAAAGUUGUUCCUCCAGAAAUAAACGGUGCGACUACUCCCGAUGGUAAGCCUUCCUCCCCUGAACCCAGCAUUCCUCAAGCUGCUAAUGAGAAAGCCAGUAUUAACAAUGCCCAAACAAACAAUAAAAAAGUCGAGGAACUUUAUGACAUUCCUGUUGGUGCUAGUACUGAUAAUUUGCCACCAGGUGUGUUAUACAGAGUAAAAGCAACAUAUAAAUACAACAGAGAAGAUGUUGAUGAACUUUCAUUUGAUGUUGGAGAGAUAAUUCAAGUAAUAGAAUAUGAUGAUCCAGAAGAACAGGAGGAGGGAUGGUUGAUGGGUAUUAAAGAAACUUCCGGGGAGAAAGGGAUGUUCCCAGCGAAUUUUACGCGACCACUUUAAGCUCCUUGUAAAAUUAAACAGGGAACUCAAUUUGCACAUACACUAACAAAGGACUUCCACGAUAGUCCGUUUAUAUUAAAAUUCAAGUGCCUUAUUGCAUAUUUGUAUGAAACUAUUGUUUUCUUUUAAGUUAUACAUUUAUAUUUUAUACAAUGAA
Zophobas morio is the source of this 1761-nucleotide messenger RNA. RefSeq names its product myc box-dependent-interacting protein 1. Lineage: Eukaryota; Metazoa; Arthropoda; Insecta; Coleoptera; Tenebrionidae. Gene Ontology annotation, molecular function: protein binding; phospholipid binding. The transcript is spliced from 8 exons. The record is from RefSeq and is a predicted model, not a curated record. The coding region runs from base 234 to 1604 and encodes 456 amino acids. Gene Ontology annotation, cellular component: cytoplasm; plasma membrane.